GUUCAGAUCUCCUUUCAUACUACACAAACCACUUACUUGCAGACCUCUCGUCCACAAACGCCUCGCAAACCAAUUUCUGCAAACCGCCACCUUCAGAACAACCGCCAACAUGUCCUCAGCACCAGGCGAACAACAUGAAGUCCGCCAGACGUCUUCCACCGAAGACUGGCACCCGGACCCAUCCAAGUCGAUCAAGCUCACUCCCGCCCGUCAGGCACUCAUUGACGACAUCAUCGCCCUCUACUCAUGUGAGCCAACUAUCAAGCGCGUGGAGCGCUACACUGCCGACUGCGUCUACGAUGAUCAGUUCGUAUACGCAAACGACCGCUACAAGAUGGCAGGCCAAUGGUUCGCGCUCCCCAAACUCUUCAAAGCCAGCAAGAACGAAGGCUACGAGAUUGUUGUCAAUGAGCCCAACCUCAUCCAAUUCAAGAACGAGCAAUCCUGGACUUUCAAGCUCAUCCCCAAGACGGCUACCAUCAACGCACUGGUCAGUCUGAGCUUGGAUCCGGACACUGUCGACUCGGACUUUAUCCAGGUCAAGUACCACAAGGAUCAGGCGAACGACAAGGACUACUCGCACGAGGGUGUGGGUUUCAGCUUCAAGAAGUGGCAGGCGGAUAAUGUCAUGAAGCACAUGGAUUCGGAGGAGGUCAAGUACUUUGAGAAGGACAAGGGAGCGGCGAAGGAGGCUGUGAGGAAAUAUGGAAGUGGAGCGGCAGAAGGUGAUGCGCCGGUGAAGGAUCUUUGA
This is a messenger RNA of Zymoseptoria tritici IPO323, 751 nucleotides long. RefSeq lists its product as uncharacterized. The record is from RefSeq and is a predicted model, not a curated record. NCBI's taxonomy places the organism in Eukaryota, Fungi, Ascomycota, Dothideomycetes, Mycosphaerellales, Mycosphaerellaceae. The transcript has 2 exons. The coding region runs from base 110 to 751 and encodes 213 amino acids.